Messenger RNA from Alosa alosa (allis shad), 1649 nucleotides. RefSeq names its product solute carrier family 38 member 8a (gene slc38a8a). The record is from RefSeq and is a predicted model, not a curated record. Lineage: Eukaryota; Metazoa; Chordata; Actinopteri; Clupeiformes; Clupeidae. Gene Ontology annotation, biological process: amino acid transmembrane transport. Gene Ontology annotation, molecular function: amino acid transmembrane transporter activity. Bases 91 to 1416 code for a protein of 441 amino acids. The transcript is spliced from 10 exons.
UUAGGGAGUAGGCUACGUCCCACGCUGAGAUCCGCUUGCACAAAAAGUUGGAGAAGUUUCCUUAAGUUUCGUCGCGGGUUGCAGUUGGCAAUGGAAGAGCUGGCGAGGGAGAGCAUCAGCUUGCUCGGCAAACCUGCGCUGGACUCGGGUGGCCACAGGUUGGGCUCCUUUGGCGCAAUUUUCAUCAUGCUGAAAUCAGCGCUCGGUGCGGGACUACUCAACUUCCCUUGGGCUUUCGACAAAGCUGGGGGGAUCCAUACUGCUGUGAUGGUUGAAAUGGUGUGCCUCGUGUUCCUCGUUAGUGGUCUUGUGAUCCUUGGCUACUCGAGCUCCAUCAGUGGCCAGAACACGUACCAGGCCGUGGUGCGGGGCGUCUGCGGGACAUACAUUGGGAAGCUCUGCGAGGUCUGCUACAUCUUUAAUCUGUUCAUGAUCUCCAUCGCCUUCCUUGUUAUUGUAUCAGACCAGCUGCAGAAAUUAUGCGUGUCUAUCUAUGAGUUAAUAACUGGAUUACCUGAGGCGGACAUGCCUUAUCACUGGUACACGGACCAGCGCUUCACACUCUUCAUCCUGUGUCUCAUUCUCAUCCUCCCCCUCUCCAUCCCUAAAGAGAUCAGCAUUCAGAAGUACACAAGUGUUUUAGGGACCUUUGCUGCAACCUAUUUAACCGUGGCUAUGAUUGUCAAAUACCAUACAAUGCACGCCCAAGAAGUCCCUGCAACCCCUCUAUAUAGUAGUGGAUUAAGCUCCUGGGCUUCGAUGUUCAGUGUCAUCCCAACUAUUUGCUUUGGUUUUCAGUGUCAUGAGUCUUGCAUCGCCAUCUACAGCAGUAUGGAGAACAAGAAGAUGUCCAAUUGGGUGUUCAUCUCUGUGGUCUCCAUGAUUUUCUGCCUGCUCAUCUACUCCCUUACUGGUGUGUAUGGGUACCUUACCUUUGGGAGUCGCGUGGCCCCAGAUGUCCUGAUGUCGUACACGGGGGACGAUCUUCUCAUGAUUGUUGCCCGGCUUCUCUUUGGAAUUUCCAUCAUCACCAUCUAUCCCAUAGUGCUCUUGCUGGGAAGGUCUGUGAUUCAGGACCCUCUGCUGAAUUUUAGAAGCAAGGGCUCAACAGUAACAAAAUCAUACGAGACGCGUACCCGCUUGGCGCUGACAAUCGCGUGGAUCGGAGUGACCCUCCUUGUGGCAGUGUUUGUCCCUGACAUCAGUAAAGUCAUCAGUGUCAUUGGAGGGAUUAGCGCAUUCUUUAUAUUCAUCUUUCCAGGUCUCUGUCUCAUAUUUGCAGUUCAGUCGGAGCCUGUUUCGACCUACAUGAGGGGGAUCCUGACUGCAUGGGGUGUCAUCACGCUUCUCUGCGGCGCCUUCAUUUUUGGGCAGAGUACAUCUAUAGCCAUCAUGCAGGUUUUAAAUAAACUCUAAUCCACGCCUCUCUCUCGCCGUGCCCUCAGCCAGGAGUUUCAUGUAUUCACAGGGGGCGGCUGGAGGGGGGGAUGUUUCUUUGAGGAAUGUUUACUGGAGUCAGGCUCACUCUUUGUACACAGCCCGUGAGUGGCAUCAAAACAGUAUGGUGCUCUGUGCAAAAAUACUAUGCAUCAGCCUUUAGAGGAGGAGCUGUGUGCAGUGCGUGGGAAAACAAAACGUGUGUGUGUGUG